AUGUAUAGUUGUUUGCCAUAUGUUUCUGGAGGAAAAGUGACUUAUGGAAAUAAUUACGCAGCCAUAAAAACUAAUUAUGGCACUACAGGUAUGAUGAUUACUAAGAAGGGCGAUUAUGACGAACACCAUGGAUACAUUAGAGUCGCUUGUAGCCUUUUGUCUGAAGACUUUAAGUUUAAUGAAAUCUUGCUAGCUUUUCAACAUGUUCCUUAUACUCAUACAGCAGAGAAAUUACAAGAGAAUGCAAAAGGGUUAAGUUAUCCAAAUAUUCAUAUAAUGAUUCAAGAUAUUAGUACUAGGUGGAAUUCAUCGUUUCAUUCAUGGAGAGGGUUGAUUGAUUUACAAAGUGCAAUUGCUCAUUUACCAUUUAAACUUCUAGCUGAUUUAAAUAAUGACAAUAAAAAAGACUUGAAGUGGAUUUUGAUGAAUGAGCUUGUGCAAAUCUUUGGUGGGUUUGAAGAACUCAUUAGAAAAUUCAAACCGAUGUUAAUGGAUGAAGAAGAUGAUGAAGAAGAAACAGAUAAAUUAAUUACAGCCGUACCUGGAUCCAAAGGAGAUUUUAAUAUAACUAGAACAAUAGAUACAAAUGACUUAAACUCACAUUUUAAAACUUUAUUAUUAUCAAUUGAUAAAUAUUGA
Messenger RNA from Entrophospora candida, 639 nucleotides. NCBI's taxonomy places the organism in Eukaryota, Fungi, Glomeromycota, Glomeromycetes, Entrophosporales, Entrophosporaceae. The record is from the annotation of a GenBank genome assembly.